This is a messenger RNA of Malassezia globosa CBS 7966, 639 nucleotides long. RefSeq lists its product as uncharacterized. NCBI's taxonomy places the organism in Eukaryota, Fungi, Basidiomycota, Malasseziomycetes, Malasseziales, Malasseziaceae. The record is from RefSeq and is a predicted model, not a curated record. Gene Ontology annotation, molecular function: GTP binding; GTPase activity. The coding region runs from base 1 to 639 and encodes 212 amino acids. The transcript has a single exon. Gene Ontology annotation, biological process: vesicle-mediated transport.
AUGGCAGGUCUGUCGCCAGAUUACGACUAUCUGUUCAAGCUCUUGCUGAUUGGUGACUCAGGCGUUGGUAAAUCGUGUUUGCUGUUGCGAUUUGCCGAUGAUACGUACACCGAGUCGUAUAUUUCUACGAUUGGUGUAGACUUCAAGAUUCGCACGAUUGAACUGGAAGGUAAAACGGUGAAACUGCAGAUUUGGGACACAGCUGGACAGGAGCGGUUCCGUACAAUUACUUCUUCGUAUUACCGGGGAGCGCAUGGAAUUAUCGUUGUGUACGACGUGACGGACGAGUCGACAUUUGCAAAUGUGAAGCAGUGGCUACAGGAGAUCGAGCGCUACGCAUGCGAGGGCGUAAACAAGCUGCUCGUAGGCAACAAAGCGGAUCUUACGAACAGCAAGGCUGUGGAUUUUGAGUCGGCCAAGCAACUUGCUGAUGAACUUGGCAUUGCCUUCCUAGAUACGAGUGCCAAAGAUGCGACCAACGUGGAGCAGGCGUUCUUGACGAUGGCCAAACAGAUCAAGGAUCGUAUGGGCGUGUCGGCUAUGCAGAAUGGUAGUGCUGGAGGCGCAGGCAAGUCUACACUCAAAGUUGGCCAAGGCCAGAAUGUUCAGGCUUCAAGCAACAGUGGCGGAUGCUGCUAG